CUGAACGUGAUACUCUUGACAGCUGUUAAUCGGUUUCUGAAAUCAAGCUUUUGAAAACGGUUGUAUGGUCGGUUGCUGAAAGGAUAAUCGGUCAUAUUAACUGGAAGAACGAAGGACCUUGUCAGAUGUUGCUAAGGUCCCAGUGAAAGUGAUAGUAUUUGCUUGUUAGUGAAGUGAAACAGCUGCAAGUAACAGUUCUUCAUAUUGAAGAAGAUAAUUAAAAAGGAACUGCCAAAAAGGACCUUUCACUAUCGCCAGUCAGAGCCGAAAUCCUUGGCAAAUCAAACCCGAAAUUGGUGAGUAACCGAGAAGUGCACACAUCUCCUGCAAAAUCCGCAGGAGAAAUGGAAGAACUCGAAUAAAAUUUUAAGGACAUUAUUUCACGCCCGGAAAGUUAAAGUAAAAUGCAAGAUACUUCAUUCGGUUCAACAUCUCCUAAAGAUAUGUCACCGUACAUAGUUUCAAAGUACAACGAAAGCCCUGUGUCUUCACGUUCCGGAAGCCCUACGAUUGUGGAAUCCCAAAGCCAUCAUUGUGUUGUUGAUACAUCAAAGUACGUUUCGGACGACGAAAUAAGCGUCGGCUGCCCAAGUCCUGCUUUGCAGUCGCCCAAAAGGUACUCCAAUUCACGAGAACCGAGUCCAGCGUUCCUCACGUCGCCGUCGACUACUUCCACGACAAUUUGCCGAUCGGAAAACUGUAGAUGUGGGGAACCUGAAAGCGAAGACUACUUUAAGCCCUUGAAGAAGCUGAAAAUGGUCCACAUUGCAUCAGAAAGACGGUUAUCGCCCACUAUAGAAGUCCAGGAGCGUUCCGAAGGUGUUAAAAGUUUCUCCAUCAUCGACAUCCUGAACCAUAAACCUUCCAAAGCUCAGCAGAAUGUACGAAUUGUAAGACCGUGGGACUUGGAUCCCGAGUUAGAAGCGCAGCAAAGUUUGGAAAGGUUUCAUAGACAUUUGAAGGCUCAACAGUUGGCUCUGUUGAGGCCUGAGUUCGGAUUUAAUUUGAGUUAUACCUCAGAAACUGGUAGUGAUAGGUCUUCUAGUGUUACUUCGGACUGUUGCUCGCCGGACAUUGUAACCAGCACUGCUUUACAUAGACAAAAACAGCAGGUACAUAAUGGAAAACAACCCGGUGCUACACCUUUAGACGCCCUGUUCCAAAUGACCAGCAAAACCUUCGAUUCCAACUCUGCAGAAGGAAAUCAAGAUGGCCAAAAUCAUCUCAACUUGUUCAACAACCGGCAACAACCAAAGAAGAAACGAAAAUCUCGAACGGCUUUUACGAACCACCAAAUAUUCGAAUUGGAAAAGAGAUUUCUUUACCAAAAGUAUUUAAGUCCAGCGGAUCGAGAUGAAAUCGCGCAAUCUUUGGGUUUGACAAACGCCCAAGUUAUUACGUGGUUUCAAAACCGUCGGGCAAAACUGAAAAGAGACAUGGAAGAGUUGAAGAAAGACGUGGAGAGCACAAAACUGCUGACUGCCCAUAAGAGUUUUUUAGAAAACGUUCAGGACUUGGGCAUUUUGAAAAAGAAAGUACAGACUGAUAACGAUUGUGCGCAAAAUUUGGUGGUAACGUCUGACUAAAAUAAAAAAGACACACACACUCGAGCAUCAACUCUUCACCAAACCAAGGAUAUUAUUUAUUGAUCGAUUAAUUGGUUUGGUAUCUGUGAAUUAUUUUUAAUCUACUUGAUAUGUGAUUAGGCUACUUGAAUUUUUCUAUGAGAAAAUGAGGAAAAGGUAAGAUUAAAGAAGGCACUGGUUUUAUAGGUGCGAACAGGCAUAUGUACCUAUUGUACAAAUAAAUGUAAAUAUACAUUGUUGCAAAUAUUGUCUAUAAAU
Agrilus planipennis (emerald ash borer) is the source of this 1844-nucleotide messenger RNA. RefSeq lists its product as uncharacterized. Gene Ontology annotation, biological process: regulation of DNA-templated transcription. Gene Ontology annotation, molecular function: DNA binding; DNA-binding transcription factor activity, RNA polymerase II-specific. The transcript is spliced from 2 exons. The record is from RefSeq and is a predicted model, not a curated record. Bases 405 to 1586 code for a protein of 393 amino acids. Lineage: Eukaryota; Metazoa; Arthropoda; Insecta; Coleoptera; Buprestidae.